AUGGAGCAAACAGAAGACGACCCACCUCCUUUUUGGAUACAGAGCAAUGCUGCCCUCCGUCAGGCAGACCGUCAUCGGCGUAGACACAACCCGGCAUCGAGCUUAUUCCUCAAUACUGGUGUUCUGGUUGUGAUUCUGCUGGCUGCAGCUGUUGUAUUUUUAGCCAUAGUGAUCCCUUCUGUAUUGUCUCUUGCUCGCUCGGUCUUUAAUCCGAGCUUAGUGAAGAGCAGUUGGAACUCACUUAAUCUGAUUCUUGUCUUGUUUGCAAUUGUUUGUGGGUUCUUGGGAAGGAAGGAUGAUGAUCAAACACCAGUUAGCAGUCCUAUGAGACAAGAAUCUAGCAAGUCCGCAGAGUCAUCGACUCCACGCCGGUGGUAUGAAUAUCAAGACAGUAGGAUGGCACACAAUAGUUUUGGUAAUGCAGAUACUAUGAGAAGGUUAAGAAGGAACAGCAGCUCAUACCCGGAUCUUCGGCAAGAGGGACAAUGGAUGAUGAGCGAGAAUAGGUGGAGAUCAUAUGAUGAUACUCAUCUGUAUAAUCAUCAAUUUUCGAGAUCUGAGAGUCGUAUUAAUCGUAGUAAAUCUCUUGGAGUGGUGGAUGAAGAUGAGUUUGAUGUUAAAAACAUUGAGGUGGAUACAUUUGUAGGUGGUGCCAAACAGGAUAUAAAACCAUCGCCACCAACUCCGCCACCAUCAGCAACUGCUAGAAAAAAUGUUAAUGUUAGAUCCAAACAAGUGGUUAAUGAGGAUCAACAUGUCACCAAAAAUAUUGAGAUGGAUGCUCAAGUAAGUAAUGAACAACAGGUUCUCAAAUCUGAAUCAAAUCCACCACAUCCUGUCCAUUAUCCUAUUUCACCUUCGCCACCAAUGUCACCGCUAUCUCCAACAUCACCAACCUCAUAUUUCUGGCCACCACCAUCACCACCACCUCCUCCUCCUCCACCUCCACCACCCCUACGAGCACAUUCAUCAAUAUCAACUAAAAAGAAGCAUGAGAGUAAUCAAAACAAUUCAAUAAAAAAGAAACCCAAAGCAAAGGUUAAAAAGCAAAUGCCAUCACCAGCAUUUCUACCACAACCAUUGUCACCACCCUCACCAUUGUCACCAACCAAUGACUUUUGGCCACCACCAUCACCGCCUCCGCCCCCGCCUCCGCCACCCUCACGAACUGCAAUUCGAAGGCAGCAAUUGUCACCAACCAAUGACUUUUGGCCACCACCUUCACCGCCUCCGCCCCCACCUCCACCACCCUCACGAACUGCAAUUCCACAGCAGCAAUUGUCACCAACCAAUGACUUUUGGCCACCACCUUCACCGCCACCACCCCCACCUCCACCACCCUCACGAACCACAUACCGACGGCAACCAAUGUCACCACCCUCGCCAAUAUCACCAAACAAUUACUUCUGGCCACCUCCAUCACCGCCACCGCCGCCACCUCCACCUCCACCACUCCCACGGACUUAUUCAACAAUUUCAGCUAUAAAGAAGCAUGAAAAUAGGAGGAACAGCCAAGCAAAUAGGAGACAUAUAUCAAAGGUUCAAAUUCUAGAACAACCACCUCCACCCCCACCCCCACCACCGCCACCACUGAGACCAAUAAUAGGCCAAUUCUCUGAAGAUAUAAUAAGAGAUAAAAAGAAAGGGAUUGUGAUUAGGACCCUCAAUCGCCUUCCAAGAAGGAAAAGGAAGCAGGCAAGGAGAAGUUAUGAGAACCUAACAGAAAUCAUCCAACCUCCAAAGACAUCAAUUCAUCGUUCAAAGUCCACUCCUGAAUUCCCCCCACCAUCUCCUCCACCACCCCCACCUCCACCGCCUCCAUCACAUCCUUCCAUGUUCCAUAAUAUUUUCUCUAAAAAAGGAAAGACAAAGAGGCAAAUAUAUUCCACUUCAGUCCCUCCUCCUGCACCACCACCACCACCUGCUAGACCACUGCAACAACAAUAUCAGAGCCUUGAUUCUGCUAGACCAUUGCCUAAGACUAGAACUACACCAUCAACAACCAGAAGAACAGUCCCGCCAGCUAAAACAGAUAGCUUCAGCAGCAUAGAUAAAGACAUUGGUAAUGGCAGUGAGUCACCACUGAUCCCAAUACCGCCACCUCCUCCUCCGCCGCCAUUUAAGAUGUCAGCAUGGAGAUUUGUCACACAAGGGGGUUAUGUUAAGAUAGAGAGCAACAAUAACAGUCCGCGCAGUGGUUAUUCAGCAUCAGAAGAUGAUGACAGUUCCCCAAGCAAUAAACAAACUAGCAAUGUGUUUUGUCCAAGUCCAGAUGUAGAUACAAAAGCUGAUGAUUUUAUUGCUAGAUUCAGAGCCAAAUUGACACUUGACAAGAUGAAUUCAAUCAAGCGAAAUCACGGGACUGGUCCUUCACCACUGGGAUCAGAUUCAGGCCGAUCCUGA
Chenopodium quinoa (quinoa) is the source of this 2403-nucleotide messenger RNA. Its product is annotated as ras-associated and pleckstrin homology domains-containing protein 1-like. The record is from RefSeq and is a predicted model, not a curated record. The transcript has a single exon. Bases 1 to 2403 code for a protein of 800 amino acids. NCBI's taxonomy places the organism in Eukaryota, Viridiplantae, Streptophyta, Magnoliopsida, Caryophyllales, Amaranthaceae.